This is a messenger RNA of Pieris rapae (cabbage white), 3406 nucleotides long. RefSeq names its product zinc finger RNA-binding protein (gene Zn72D). Bases 89 to 2848 code for a protein of 919 amino acids. Lineage: Eukaryota; Metazoa; Arthropoda; Insecta; Lepidoptera; Pieridae. The transcript has 20 exons. The record is from RefSeq and is a predicted model, not a curated record. Gene Ontology annotation, cellular component: precatalytic spliceosome. Gene Ontology annotation, molecular function: single-stranded RNA binding; double-stranded RNA binding; zinc ion binding.
UAGUCAUAGAAAGAAAGAACGCCGGUCUUUUGAUGUCAAGUUUUUCUCCGUGAAGAAUUUUUAAUUUUAUAUAUUGGGAAAGUGGUUAAUGAUGGCAGCAAAUAACUAUUUUGGGUUUACCCAUGGAGGUACCCAAUAUGGUGCGGCAACGGCCGGUGCCGCUUACGGUGGACAAACAGGGUACGCCGUGGCGCCGGCUGCGACAGCCGCGACGUACGGAACUCAGCGUGCCGCAGCAACUGGCUACGACACGGCUUAUCAGGCAGCAGCCGCUACUCAGGCAGCGGCUCACGCACACGCCCACGCCGCCGCGGCCGCAGCUUCGGCGUACGACGCCAGCAAGAGCGCUUACUACCAGCAGGCGGCGGCCGCCUACCCCACGGCGGCGCCGCAGCCCCAGCCCGCUUACGACGCCACGGCCAAGCCUACGUAUUCUACUCCCGCUACUUAUGCACAGAACAACAUUAUAAUCCAGGGCGGAGGACGCGCCGGCGGCGGCGCGAAGGCGGCUUACGGAGGCGUCUACACGGCCACCACGGCCGCCGCCACCUACCCUGCGCAGCCAUACACGGCGCCCGCUGCGCAGCAGGCCAAGCCGGCGACUAACAGGGGCACCUCUGCUUAUGAUACAGCGCUGUACAACGCGGCCACCAUGUACGUCGCGCAGCAGAACAAGACGGCCGCCAACCCGGGUUGGAAGAACUACAACAAAAGCGGAGUGGGAGCGGGUCAGCCCAGACGGCCCAAGCCACCGCCGAAGGCGCAGCAGCUGCACUACUGCGACGUGUGUAGGAUAUCGUGUGCGGGACCUCAGACGUACAAAGAGCACUUGGAAGGCCAGAAGCACAAGAAGAAAGAAGCGGCGGCAAAGGCCGGCGGCGGCGGCGGAGGAGGAGCCGGCGGCCGCGGCUCGGGCGGUGCGGCGCUGCGCUGCGAGCUGUGUGACGUCACGUGCACCGGAGCGGACGCGUACGCGGCGCACGUGCGAGGCAUCAAGCACCAGAAAGUGGUGAAGCUGCACACCAUGCUGGGCAAGCCCAUUCCCUCCACCGAGCCCACGAAGCUCUCCUCGGCGAGCAACGCCGUCGGCGGCGCGGCCAAGAUCGCGUUCGUCGCUCGCGGCGGACUCAGCUCGGUGACGGUCGGUGCCCCCGCAGACAAGGCCGAGGAGCGCGACGACGACGACGGCGAAGAGGUGCAGCCCGUGGGGCAGGACUACAUCGAGGAGAUCCGCGGGGACGACGGCAAGCCGCACAGCUUCAACUGCAAGCUCUGCGACUGCAAGUUCAACGACCCCAACGCCAAGGAGAUGCACAUGAAGGGCCGGCGCCACCGCCUGCAGUACAAGAAGAAGGUGCAACCGGACCUGGAGGUGAAGGUGAAGCCGUCGAUGCACCAGCGGAAGCUGGCCGAGGCCAAGGCCCAGCGUAUGCUCGUCAGAGACGAAAUGUGGGCUCGGCGUCGCAUGCACGAGGGCAUGGAAGACGAGGAGCGCGCCUACUGGGAGGGCGGAGCCGAGGCGUGGUGGGCGCGAGGCCCGCUGCCGCCCCACAUGCACCACCACCAUCACGGAAUGGGCAUGGGCAUGGGAUUCGCGAGCAUGGGCCGUCGCCCCGAGACCUCGGACGACCGCCACGUGGUGGCCCGCCACGCCGAGAUCUACCCCGAGGAGCAGGAGCUGCAGCAGAUUCAGCGGGUGGUGUCGCACACGGAGAAGGCGCUCAAGUCUCUCUCGGACGCCCUCGCCGACCAGGCGCUCGCCAAGGGUUCCGCUAAGCCGUCUCCGAAAGUCGAAGACAAGAAAGACGAGAAACCCGAAGGAAAAGAAGACGGCCGGGACAACCAAUUGUUCUCUUUCAUGGGCGAAGGAGAAGGCGGCGGCGGCGGAGAGAGCGGCGCGGGUCCCUCGGGGGCGCCGAGUCGGGCCCUCAAGGGCGUGAUGCGCGUGGGGCUGCUGGCCAAGGGCCUGCUGCUGCGGGGCGACAGAGACGUUCGCCUCGUGGUGCUCUGCCACGACAGGCCCACCGUCACGCUGCUCAAGCGCGUCGCCGCGGACCUGCCCGGCCACCUACAGAGGGUCAAGACGCCGGGCGACGAGGCCAAGCACAAGGUGGAGCUGCUGCCGGCCGAGGGUGCCGUGCAGGUGUCGGAGGGCGCCGUGCACGUGCUCGUGAGCCUGACGUCGGCCGUGAUGCGGGAGCCCGCCGAGGGCGGCGACGCCAAGCGAGACGACAAGGACGUGCUCCCGCGCCAGAAGUGCUUGGAUGCGUUGGCCGCCCUUCGGCACGCCAAGUGGUUCCAGGCUAGAGCGGCCAGUUUGCAGUCUUGCGUCAUCAUCAUUCGCAUCAUGCGCGACCUCUGCCGCAGGAUUCCCAACUGGACGCCGCUCAAUCCCUACGCGAUGGAGUUGCUGGUGUCGGGAGUGAUGCAGUCGGCGGGCACCGCGCUGUCCCCGGGGGAGGCGCUCCGUCGCGUCAUGGAAGCCGUGGCCGGAGGCCUGCUGCUGGAACACGGGCCCGGCCUGAGGGACCCUUGCGAGAAAGAGCUCGUCGACGCCCUGGGUAACCUGGCGCCGCAGCAACGCGAAGAUUUGACGGCGUCCGCGCAGCAGUUCCUCAGGCAGAUCGCCUUCAGACAGAUACACAAGGUGCUGGACAUGGAACCGCUGCCGAAGGUGAAGGCGGGCGGAGCGGGCGCCGGCGCGGGGAGCGCGGCGUGGAAAUUCCCGCGCAAGCGCAGGCGCUCCAACACCGACGCCGAUCACGACACGCCCAACGGCGAGGGCAAAAUAGUGAAGACGGAGGAGGCGAAGGCCGAGCCGGCGGACAAGCAGCCCGUCAAGAAGUAGUCUCGGCGAGGUCUGCGAUCUCUCGACGUGGCGAUAUCCCAUUUCUGUAAAUAUUCUCUUUUCUCUCGCUCGGGGUCAGCGAUUUGGGGACGCCGAAGUGGCGUCGAUCUGUCCAUUGUCGCGGCGUGCUCUGCGGGUCUGAUGCUAAUACACUCGUAGUGGUAUCUCGGACCGGCACGCACCUCGCACGUAGCGGUAGGCUACUCGUAUUUUAAUAUAAUUAGAUUAGUCUAAACUCUAAUAUAUGAAUUGACAGGGAGGGUCGUAGGUGUUAUUUUUAGGAUCGCAGUAUUUUGACUUAUAAAGUUAGUUCCUUUGCAGUUAAAUAAUGUAAGUUCGUCGCGGUCGCCCUCGAUUUGUCGCGAGAACUAUAUUACGAUACAUUUGACAAAUCUCUAUUUUACGAAAGACUCUACGAGACGUUUAGGUGUUCGGUUAUGUCUAGUUCUAGCGUUUAACAAAUUCGCUCGAAAUUUAUUUUCUAUAUAUUUUAAGAAAAUUGUUUUGUAAACGUACCUACGAACGAAUAUUUAUGUCAAUAAAAAUACGCAUUGUAUA